AUGGGUGGCUGUUGCAGCCACGAGAUUUCUACCCGAGGCAAAGUCGAAAGCGAGGUGGAUGAAGGAGAAUAUGAUUAUGACGAUGAAAAUAGUAAUGAUCAUGUCACGUAUCAAAAUGAUGGAUCAAUGGUUAGAUUUGGAGGAUUUUCCAGAGUUGUUUCAAUGUAUACUCAACAGGGUAAGAAAGGUAUCAACCAAGAUUCAAUGACUGUUUGGGAGGAUUAUACCGGAGAACAAGGAAUGAUCUUAUGUGGUGUGUUUGAUGGUCAUGGUCCUCUAGGCCACAAGGUUUCGCAAUUCAUUCGCGAUAAUCUUCCUUUGAAACUCUCUGCGGCAAUCAAAAUGGCACAACAGAAAGCCAACAGAUACUAUGAUGCUCCCGAUGCAGAUACCGAAACUUUUGAUGAUGGCCACAAUGGUAGUAACCGCGGAAAUAACAUAUCGCUGGCUUCGUGGGAAGGAUGUUUUCUGAAAUCGUUCGAUGAAAUGGAUGAACAUCUUGCUAAGGAAGUUAACACGGAUUGCUAUUGCAGCGGUUGCACAGCUGUAACUUUAAUUAAACAGGGUGACCAGUUGAUAAUUGGAAAUUUGGGCGAUUCUCGCGCGAUUCUUUGUACAAGGGAUAGAGAUCAACUUAUACCUGUUCAACUUACCGUUGAUUUAAAACCGGAUAUUCCAAGUGAAGCUUCGAGGAUCUUUAACUGUGAAGGAAGGGUUUUCGCAGCGGAAGAAGAACCAGAUGUAUACAGAAUAUGGAUGCCUGAUGAUGACUGUCCGGGACUCGCUAUGUCAAGAGCCUUCGGAGACUUUUGCUUAAAAGAUUAUGGCCUAAUUGCAGCUCCUGAUGUGUCUUACAGAAAAAUUACCAAACAAGAUGAGUUUGUUGUUUUAGCAAGUGAUGGGAUAUGGGAUGUGCUGACAAACAGUGAAGUAGUAAACAUAGUUGCUUCGGCGCCAAGGAAGUCGAUAGCAGCAAAGUUGUUAGUAAAGCGCGCUGUGAGAGCAUGGAGGUACAAGUAUCCGGGAUCGAAGGUUGACGAUUGUGCAGUCAUAUGCUUGUUUCUUAAUGAGGAACCUGUUUUGUCGCAUUAUCAAUCGACUACGAGUAGAAAAAGUCAACAUCAUCGCAGCAAGCGCUCGAAAUCGCAGAGAAAUGAGGACAAUGAAACUGUGGCAGGAAAACUUGAUGUUGAUCUGCAUGAAGAAUGGAAAGCUCUUGGAGGGUUAGCUAGAGCAAACUCAAUAUCAAGACUUCCAAGGCUUGCUAGAAAAAUGAGUAAAAGACAAUCAUCUCAGCGACGUAAUGGAAGUUGA
This is a messenger RNA of Lathyrus sativus (Indian pea), 1314 nucleotides long. Lineage: Eukaryota; Viridiplantae; Streptophyta; Magnoliopsida; Fabales; Fabaceae. The record is from the annotation of a GenBank genome assembly.